AUGUCGAGAAGAUCCGGUGAAAAUAGAGCUCCCCAAUCAGAUGACGGUGAUAAUCAGCUGCUGCAUAAGAGGAUAAGACAUUUUUAUGACCAAUUGUAUACUGUGAAGGAACAAAAUGGUAUUGAAAUAUAUCCAGUUUUCAUUACAUUACCAACUAAAAAAGACUAUCCUGAUUAUUAUGCAUUGAUUACAAAACCCGUGUCUAUUAACACUUUGAAGAAAAGAGUGCCACAUUAUACAGAUCCGCAGAACUUUAUUAAUGAUCUUGCACAGAUGAUUUGGAAUGCAAAAGCUUUUAACGAUGAGGGCUCAGAAAUUUUUAAAUAUGCUCAAGUACUAGAGAAAUAUGUACGUGGAACAGUAUUUGAAAAAAUGAAAGAAUAUUACCCAGAGAUUUCAUACCCCAAUUUAGGUUUACUACCUCAUGAAUUGGAGGCAAAAGGGUUGACAGUAAAAGAUGUAAUUAAAAAGGAGAAAAAAAUUAAAGAUGAUGCAAAAGAGCCUAAUACACAACAAAAAAUUAAUGCAACAAAACUAUCAACUAAUAACAUCUCUCAAACUAAAACAAGUCAUAAAUCAAGUAGUAAUAUUCCAAACUUACAAAGGAAACCAAUCUAUACUAAUUCUGUGAAUACCUCAAAUAAAAUAAAUACUGCCGAAUCAUCUCCAACACCCAGAUAUUCGCAAUCAGCAAGUCCAAGACCACAAAAACAAAUCAAAAAACAUAUCAAACGUGGUAGACCUCCCGUAAUCGAUUUGCCAUAUGUACAAAGAAUGAAGAACGUUGUUAAGUAUUUAAGAAGAGAACUUGAUGGGAACAGAAGACCAUUGACCGCGCCAUUCGAAAGAAUACCCACCGAUAAUAAUGAUAAUACUGCUGAUUAUCUUUCCAUAAUAUCAAACCCAAUGACUUUAGAAGAUAUAUUCAAAAAGAUUAAAACUAGAAAAUACAAAGACUUUCAAGGUUUUCAAAAUGAUAUCAAUUUAAUGAUUGCAAACUAUAGACAAUAUUACAGGUCAAAUCCACAAUUAAUACAGUUAGCAAACUUACUAGAAAAACAAUACACAAUUUUUGCUCGUCAUGAAUUGUCAAAACCAGAUACUGAUUUUAUGCCUGAAGGUGAAUUACGUUAUCCAAUAGAUGAAGUAAUUGUUAAUGGUAUGAAGUACCGUAUUGGUGACUGGGCAUUGAUAAAUAACCCAAACGAUGUAACAAAACCAACGGUAGGUCAAAUAUUCAAGCUAUGGAAGACAAGUGACGGUCAACAAUGGUUAAAUGCAUGUUGGUAUAUUAGACCGGAACAGACUGUCCAUAGAGUCGACAGAUUAUUCUAUAAAAAUGAAGUAUUCAAGACAGGUCAAUAUAGAGAUCAUCUAGCUUCCGAAUUGGUUGGUAAAGGUUAUGUGGUUCAUUUUACAAGAUAUCAACGUGGUGAUCCGGAUGUCAAGCUUGAAGGUCCUUUAUUUGUAUGCGAGUUCCGUUACAAUGAAAAUGAUAAUGCAUUCAACAAGAUUAGGACCUGGAAAGCAUGUUUACCAGAGGAAAUUCGUGAUCAAGAUGAAAUUACUAUUCCAGUUAACGGUAGAAAAUUUUUUAAAUAUGAAUCCCCAAUUAAACAUCUGUUACCACCUAAUGCUACUAUCAAUGAUCCACCACCUGAACCUACUCAUGGUGUACCAAAUAACCCACCUAUUGUCGGUGGUGUUUUCAUAGGGCCAAAGUUAAAACGUGAUGAUUUAGGUGAAUAUGCAUCAUCUGAUGAUUGUCCAAGAUACAUAAUAAGGCCUAACGAACCAACUGGCGAAGGUAAGAUCGAUUAUGAGACUGGUACUUUAACUACAACUGCCAUUACCGCUACUGGUUUACCUAGGACGGUACAUCCACCACCUCGCUUAGCAGCUAUGAAACAAAACGAGUUAAAUGGCCACAGUGGUUCUGGUACCCCAAUAAGCGUAAGUGCAGGUCAAUCUUUUUAUCCAACCGGAUUCGGACAUGGGUCAUCUUUAGAUAAUAAAAGUUAUUCACCACUUCCAUAUCCUCUACCAUUUGAUUCUAACCAUAAUGCAAAAAAUAAUAACAUUACUGUUCAAGGUUUAAAACAGCGUCAAGCUUUUAGAAUGCAGCAACAGCAAGAACAGAACCAGCUGAAUAAAAAAUCUGAAGCCUCAAGUUAUAAUUUGACUACGAUUGUUAACAAUUUAACCUCAAGAGCUUCAAAAAUUAACUUGGGAAAAAUCGUAGUUGAUACACCUAAUGCUUAUGUUCUUCCACUAACGAUAUCGAAGAAAAUUGAAGUUUUACAAAGAAGUGAUUUUGGAAACCAAUGUAGACUACUAGGUAAAGAUGAAGCCUUAAAGAAACAACCAAAAGGUGAUAUUCUUUGGUUCAAAGGUGUUAGUGUUUCGGUAGAAGAAAGAAUGUUAAAUUCUGGGUACCGUAACAUUAAUUCCAAUUUAAAUGAAUGUUUCGAAAGUGAUUUUAAGACACAACAGAGGAGAAAGAAACAAAAAUUAAAUUACGAAGAGAUCGAAGAGAAACUUGAAGAAGAGCCUGAAAGUAAUGAAGAUAAUAAUAUCCAAAAUACUGAUACAUCAAAUGUUUCAAACGAAGUCAGUCUGCCAAAGACUGAACCGGAAAGCGAGGAGAGCGAAGAAGAUAUUCCACUGAUCAAUGACAUUUAUUCUAAAGCAUAUUACCUUCCAGGUUCCUUUGCUCUAGGUCUAAAACCUUCUGCAAACUUCAUGGCAUUUAAACUAAAUAAAAAUCUAUCAUCAGCUCAAGAUUAA
Molecule: messenger RNA, 2787 nt
Organism: Tetrapisispora phaffii CBS 4417
Lineage: Eukaryota; Fungi; Ascomycota; Saccharomycetes; Saccharomycetales; Saccharomycetaceae
Exons: 1
Coding region: 1-2787 (928 amino acids)
Biological process (GO): chromatin remodeling
Cellular component (GO): RSC-type complex
Molecular function (GO): protein binding; chromatin binding
Source: RefSeq, a predicted model, not a curated record